AUGAGUGCCAAGAAAAAGAAUCCGGUGACCUUGAUUGUUCAUUCGGAUGGUGCUCCGUUAAUUCGAACAACAAGAGUAUCGCUUUGGCCGUGCUUUGCCUCCAUUGUUGAGCUGCCACCACCAGUACGAGAAUACCAAACAAAUAUUGUUGUUUUGGCACUAUGGUCAGCCAAACAGAAACCAAACGUGAACGUAUUUUUGGAAGAAACCAUGAAAGAUUUGAAAGAUUUAAUGCGACAUGGAACUUCUAUAUUCAUUGGUGAUCAAGAGUACAAUAUUUGUUUAUCAACACAAUUUUUCUUAUCAGAUUUGCCAGCCAAAGCCUUAUUCUGUCAUACAAUCAAUUUCAACGGUUAUUCAGCGUGCACAUGCUGUUGCACAAAAGGUGUUUGGAGUAAUAUUUACAAAACAGUAUUGUACUCUUAUGCUGGUAACGAUUACACAUCUCGAACUCAUGAUGGUUAUCUGAAAGCGGCGCAAGAAGCACUGUAA
Didymodactylos carnosus is the source of this 492-nucleotide messenger RNA. The record is from the annotation of a GenBank genome assembly. Lineage: Eukaryota; Metazoa; Rotifera; Eurotatoria; Philodinida; Philodinidae.